AUGGCCGAAGACGACAUACCAACCUACACCAUAAUCCAAGCCGACGGCCUCUACCCCGAUGACAACCUCGAAAGAACCCUCUUCGCCCCCCGACCCGGACAGAAAUACAAGCUCAACUACGUCCAAACGAACCUCUACACCAGCAUGGCCACGGAGAUGAAACCCUGGUCCGACAUCCCAGAAGACCUUCGUAACCAAGUCGACGGCAUCGAAGUCCUCAAAAUGCCUUUCACCGCUGAAGACGUCGCGCUGUUCCCACAGCUCAAAGUCAUCGUCCGCAUGGGCGUCGGGUAUGACAAACUCGACCGCGUUGCGCUGGCGAAACGCAACGUCACGGUCUGUAAUGUACCCGAUUACGGCACGGAGGAGAUUGCCGACCACGCCAUUGCACUCACGCUUUCCAUGCGUCGCGGCAUCUUGAUUCAUAACGAACGACAGCGCGCCACUCCGCCUGCGCCUUGGGUGAUCAUUCCCACGCCUCUGGUAGCGCGGCUGCGGGACUCGACGUUCGGGAUCCUAGGCCUUGGGCGCAUCGGAACGGCUGCGGCGCUGAGAGCGAAGGCUCUUGGGUUUAAGGUGCUGUUCUAUGAUCCGUAUCUGCCGAACGGGGCGGAUAAGAGUCUCGGGGUGGAGCGGACGAAAGACAUCAAGGAGCUGUUCCGCCGUUCGAAUGUACUAAGUCUGCAUACGCCAUGUACGCGCGAGACGAGAGGAAUGGUAGAUUACGAUCUUCUCUCCCUCUUACCGCCAGGAGCUGUCCUGGUCAACACCUCCCGUGGCGAGGUACUGCAACUCGACGGCGUAGAGAAGUGUCUCAAGGAAGGCUCGCUAGCCGGCGCAGGACUGGAUGUGCUUCCCGAGGAGCCCAUAAACGAGGACAAAGUGCACCCGCUUAUCCAAGCGUACCGGAGAAAAGAGGACUGGUUGGAGGCGUUCUACAGCCCAGAGAGCUUCAUCGAUAUACGGCAGAAGAGCGCGGAGACAAUGCGGGAUGUUCUAAUAGAUGGAUUAAAGUCUAAUGUCAUCACGCCUGACAUGGAAUGA
Molecule: messenger RNA, 1044 nt
Organism: Saxophila tyrrhenica
Lineage: Eukaryota; Fungi; Ascomycota; Dothideomycetes; Mycosphaerellales; Extremaceae
Exons: 2
Coding region: 1-1044 (347 amino acids)
Biological process (GO): regulation of transcription by RNA polymerase II
Cellular component (GO): nucleus
Molecular function (GO): DNA-binding transcription factor binding; transcription coregulator binding; transcription corepressor activity
Source: RefSeq, a predicted model, not a curated record